UUCACCUGCAAUCCUCCCUCCCCCAUCCAACUGCUCUCUUAAAAGCAACUCUGGUGCUUCUGGGGAUUAAUUGCCCCAGUUUUCUGCCCAGGAGAAUUAAAACUUCUCCCAACCUCCUCUCCUCCCCACUGCAACCCCCACCCCACCCCCACCACCACCACCACAACCCAUCUCCUGCUACCUGAGGAAAACUCUCUUUUCUCUCUGCACAUGCAGUACCCAAUUUUUUACGGAGCUGUUUUGCCCUAAGCCAAGCUCAGUCCACUCCAAAUUCGACUUACAAUCUUCCCCACCCUUUUAUACAAAACACAAGAGAUUUUCCACUGCCUAGGAAUUUGAGAAGAACCCAAAAAUCUUCUCCUGGGAAACUUUCUGACAACUCGAUCUUGAUCUCAAGGCCCCAACAGCACCUCCCUCAACAUUUUUUUUUUAUUCCCUUCUCCGACCAGUGUCCCCAAGUCAAAGGCAACAAGGAGACACCCUGAGCAAAGCUAAGGUUGGUGGGGGGUAGGGGGGAGGCAAGAAAACCUUUGUUGUUGUUUUUGUUGUUGUCCUUGGGCUUUCCAGGGAGAGUUCAGAGCCAGUGACUCACAGUUCUCAGUCUUGGGGGCAACUGAUUUGCUACUCUGAGGGGGUGUAAGGGGAGCCAGUGAGAAACCAGAUCCCCCCCCACAACACAGCUUUGCUGUGGACCCCUCUCAAAACCAUUCUACUAUCUUCCUCUGAAAAGACUCCAGCUGCCCCUCCUGGGCUCUCUGCUUCCACUGGGCACAUGCUGAUGCCCCUGAGUGGGCUGCUCUGGUGGUGGUGGUGCUGCUGCUGUUGCUGCUGUGCCUGGUACCGCUGUGGAUUGUGUGCCCCGGCUCCCCAGAUGUUGCGCCACCAGGGUCUCCUCAAGUGCCGCUGCCGCAUGCUCUUCAAUGACCUGAAGGUUUUCCUACUGCGGCGCCCCCCUCCAGCGCCCCUGCCCAUGCACGGCGACCCCCAGCCCCCCAGUUUGGCCGCCAACAACAACACCCUUCCGGCUCUGGGUGCCGGGGGGUGGGCAGGCUGGAGGGGCCCUCGAGAAGGGGUGGGCAGGGAGACCACUCCUCUGCCACCUGCACCACCUUUGCCACCUUCUUCUGUGGAAGAUGACUGGGGUGGCCCAGCCACAGAGCCACCCACCUCGCUGCUCAGCAGUGCCUCCUCAGAUGACUUCUGUAAGGGGAAGGCUGAGGAUUGCUACUCACUGGGCAGCAGCCUGGACAGUGGCAUGAGGACCCCACUAUGCCGCAUCUGCUUCCAGGGGCCGGAACAGGGGGAGCUGCUGAGCCCAUGCCGCUGUGAUGGCUCGGUCAAGUGCACGCACCAGCCUUGCCUCAUCAAGUGGAUCAGUGAGCGGGGCUGCUGGAGCUGCGAGCUGUGCUACUACAAGUACCACGUUAUCGCCAUAAGCACAAAAAACCCUCUGCAGUGGCAGGCCAUCUCUCUGACAGUCAUUGAGAAGGUUCAGAUUGCAGCUGCCAUCUUGGGUUCCCUCUUCCUCAUCGCCAGUAUCUCUUGGCUUAUCUGGUCAACCUUCAGCCCCUCAGCAAAAUGGCAGCGCCAAGACCUCCUCUUCCAGAUCUGCUAUGGGAUGUAUGGAUUCAUGGAUGUGGUGUGCAUAGGCCUCAUCGUGCACGAGGGACCCUCCGUGUACCGCAUCUUUAAGCGGUGGCAGGCCGUCAACCAGCAGUGGAAAGUGCUGAACUAUGACAAGACGAAAGACCUGGAGGAUCAAAAGUCGGGAGGCAGGACAAACCCCCGGACGUCCUCGUCCACCCAGGCCAACGCCCCGGCGUCAGGAGAGGAGGCCGUGGGCACCCCCAGCGCCGAGGAAGGCCCUGCCCGGGCGGCCAGCCACCCCCCAGGCCCCCUGUCCGACCACCACUGUGCUUACACCAUCCUGCACAUCUUGAGUCACCUACGGCCUCAUGAACAGCGGAGCCCCCAGGGCGGAAGCCGGGAGCUCGUCAUGAGGGUCACGACGGUGUGAGACGAGCCACCGGCAGC
Molecule: messenger RNA, 2034 nt
Organism: Nyctereutes procyonoides (raccoon dog)
Lineage: Eukaryota; Metazoa; Chordata; Mammalia; Carnivora; Canidae
Gene: MARCHF4
Product: membrane associated ring-CH-type finger 4
Exons: 4
Coding region: 773-2017 (414 amino acids)
Biological process (GO): protein ubiquitination
Molecular function (GO): ubiquitin-protein transferase activity; zinc ion binding
Source: RefSeq, a predicted model, not a curated record